UACUGGUGGCUGCAAGCUGCGAUUUUGGCGUGCUCUCAUUUCCUAUCCUUAUCUCCGUCCGUGGCUGCCUUGGCCAGCCAGCUUUUCAGUUUGUGCCUGGUCAUUGAUCAAUAAAACGAACCUAAGGAAAUACAGGACACGAUUACCCCAUUGCCAACUCUGGCCCAGGGCUGGUACAGGGAGCUCAGGGUUUCUGCACCAGUGGACUGCAGAAACUUAGUGAUAGCACCCUCAGUCCCUGAGGUCUGAAGCUCGCUGCACAUCCUCAUACCUGGGAGCGUGACCCCCGCGCCCGACGCCAAGAUGCCGGCCCACAUACUGCAAGAGAUCUCUGGCUCUUACUCAGCCACCACCACAAUCACAGCGCCUCCCUCUGGGGGACAGCAGAACGGAGGAGAGAAGUUUGAAAAGAACUCUCACCACUGGGGAGCAGAUGUUCGCCCUGAAUUAAAAGAUGACUUAUAUGACCCUAGCUACCAGGAUGAGGAGGGGCCCCCGCCCAAGCUGCAGUACGUCUGGAGAAACAUCAUCCUCAUGGCCCUGCUGCACUUGGGGGCCCUGUAUGGGAUCACACUGAUUCCCUCCUGCAAGGUCUACACCUGCCUCUUCGCAUAUUUGUACUAUGUCAUCAGUGCCUUGGGGAUCACGGCCGGGGCCCAUCGCCUGUGGAGCCACCGAACUUACAAGGCUCGGCUCCCCCUGAGGCUCUUCCUCAUCAUUGCCAACACCAUGGCUUUCCAGAAUGAUGUGUAUGAAUGGGCUCAAGAUCACCGCGCCCACCACAAGUUCUCAGAAACACACGCUGACCCUCACAAUUCCCGGCGUGGCUUUUUCUUCUCUCACGUGGGCUGGCUGCUCAUGCGCAAACACCCGGCCGUCAAAGAGAAGGGCGGAAAACUGGACAUGUCUGACCUAAAAGCCGAGAAGCUGAUCAUGUUCCAGAGGAGGUACUACAAGCCCGGUCUCCUGCUCAUGUGCUUCAUCCUGCCCACACUGGUACCCUGGUAUUUCUGGGGUGAAACUUUCCUCAACAGCCUGUGUGUCAGCACCUUCCUGCGCUAUGCCAUGGUGCUCAACGCCACCUGGCUGGUGAACAGUGCCGCCCACCUCUAUGGCUAUCGCCCCUACGACAAGAACAUUAGCUCUCGGGAGAAUAUCCUGGUUUCCAUGGGAGCCGUGGGCUAGGGCUUCCACAACUACCACCACGCCUUCCCCUACGACUACUCUGCCAGUGAGUACCGCUGGCACGUCAACUUCACGACAUUCUUCAUCGACUGCAUGGCUGCCCUGGGCCUGGCUUAUGACCGGAAGAAAGUGUCUAAGGCCGCUGUCUUGGCCAGGAUGAAAAGAACUGGAGAUGGGAGCUGCAAGAGUGGCUGAGUUUGGAAUCUUCCGGUUUCUGUUCCAAAAGCCAGCUUGGCAGAGGCUUAAUGUUCUGUUAAUUAACUACUGAGUAUUGCUCCCCAGACGCUAAAGUGACGACGUUAACCCAUUCUGGUACAGUAUUGUAAAAUGGACAACGUAUCGGAAGUCAGCGGCUCUUCCCUUUCGAUGCUAACCUCUUUUCUUUUCCCGUUGUCUUUUUCUUUGCUUUGUCCCUGUUGACCUCAUUUCUCAUUGCCUCCCAAGCCAGCAGCUGCUCUGCUGUGGGUCAGUGUUCACCUUGCAAUGCAUACUGACUUUCCAAGGGUCUAAAAGUACAGGUUUGUGCCCCCACCCCCACCUCGUAAGCUGUGUUCUGAGUUAGAGAUGCAAGAAAAUCUUCCGAGGUUUCUCCUGUUAUUUUUAGCCCAGGCUUUGCCAGAUGAAAUGGAAGGUAAAUCUUAAGGGGCCAAAUUCAACAUGCAAGGCUGUGGUUCAUCAGAGAUGUGGGAGAGGGGGAUCUUUGGUGAUCCGGCUCAGCUCUUGCCUAGCGGAGGCACGGGAGCCUUUUCACACAGCAUGCUUCCUCUCCUAAUUCUGAGUAGGUGACAGCCAUGGAACUUGGUGACACUAGAAUACAGUAACACAUGUCAGUAUCUCCGUGUAGUUUAGGUUGAUGAUUUAAAAAAAAAAAAAAAGGUAAACAACCGUUUGUAGGGCAAGUGGUCUCUACUGAAAAAGGAUUUUCUUUUCUUUUAAUGACCAGGCUCUCGGGCCAGGUGUGGUGGGUGGCACAUGCCUUAAAUCACAGCACUUGAGAGGCAGAGGCAGGUGGCUCUCUAGAUAGUGAGACCUUGUCUGAAAUAAGUAAAUAAAUAAAGCGAUUCAAAGGAUAAGCAGAGCGAGAAGUCUUCAGGUGAGGCGUGUUGGAAACUGAUGAGGGCAGUCACUCAUACUUUUGAGCGUUCUGUGAGUUGCGCACCCCACUUUUAAUUCCUGCUCUCUGUUGGUUGCUCCCAUAAAUUAAGGUGGCUGUGGCAUUUUCAUGCGUCCAAUAGUGGAAGCGUUUAUAGAGUUGGAGUUAAGGUCUAUCCUGGAACCUGCAAAUACUCAUUUGGAGUGCUUCCCUCUGAAAAGAGUUGCUGAGCACGUUGCCUGUUCCUCCCAUGUUGGGCAGCCGCUGGAGAAGCUGGGAGACACACCACAGGCAGUUCUUAAUAACUUUCCAAAGGAAAACCUUCCGGGAACACAUUGCCAGGGGACUUCAGAGUCUUGGGGUGCUCUAGUGAGGCUCUUCAAUCUUUGUCGUAAGGCUUCUCCUACAGUAUUUAUUGACUCAUGCCUCCUUGACUCUGACCAUCCAGUCUACAUGGAGGACUGCCUGGGACACAUGGCCCUGUCUCUGAGCUCUACCACAUCUGCUUCUUUUUCCUACCCACUUUUGUGGUUUUGGUUGUGGGUUUGUUUUUCUUCUUCCCCUUUGACAUUUAGUUUUGCUCUAGGCAGAAAUGUCCUGUGUGUUUACAGGCAGUAGAUGGGCAUCCUAGCCGCUUCCUUGC
Chionomys nivalis (European snow vole) is the source of this 2921-nucleotide messenger RNA. Its product is annotated as stearoyl-CoA desaturase 2-like. Gene Ontology annotation, cellular component: endoplasmic reticulum membrane. Gene Ontology annotation, biological process: response to fatty acid; unsaturated fatty acid biosynthetic process. The record is from RefSeq and is a predicted model, not a curated record. The transcript has a single exon. NCBI's taxonomy places the organism in Eukaryota, Metazoa, Chordata, Mammalia, Rodentia, Cricetidae. Gene Ontology annotation, molecular function: iron ion binding; stearoyl-CoA 9-desaturase activity; palmitoyl-CoA 9-desaturase activity. Bases 304 to 1185 code for a protein of 293 amino acids.